AUUUUAAAAAUAUUACUUAAUUGGAUUUAUGCUCUAUUUAUUAUAUUUGUUUCUUUAUGACAAUUAGUAAACACCUGCUGGAAAUAAUUGUCGCAGUUAAAAGUGUAACAUGAAUUUUGCUUAACACGGUCAGUCUCCGACUUAUUGUCACCAAAGUAGUUAGACAAAAUACUCUAAAAAUAUAUUCCAUUAUAUAAAAUUUUCGUUAUGUUAGAAAAACAAGUGAUAGUUAUUUUAACAUUGUAUUUAUCAACAAUUUUUAUUAAAAAUUCUGUGAUAAGUGAAUGGAUAGAACUUCCUCAAUUUUCAGAUAAAAUGAAAAUCUAUCGUAAAUCUACUAUUAAAUUUGAUGUAAUGAAAGUUAACAACUUAUUGAAUAUUUCAAAAAAUUUAUUUUUCAAUGUAACGAAUCAUACUAACUGUGAUUCUGAAGGAAUUUAUGGUGAUAUACGAUUGAAACCGUCCAAAGUAUCAGUUCCAACCGAUUUUGACCAAUUAAAUGAUAGCGAUAGAUAUAAAAAUUAUGAAAAUUUGUCAAUACACAAGGAGACAUUAAAUACAAAUCAAAAUUUUUCGAAAAUUUCUGAAAACUAUACAAAUGAAUUAAAAAAUAAGCCUAUUGAUUCAUCCACUCAAUUAUAUAUUACAACAAAAUCUCCACUUUUCGAUUUCACGGAAGAAAAGACCAAAUCUAAUAAAAAGAAGCAAUCAUAUUCUUACUAUCUUUUGAAUUAUAUUCCAAUAAAUCAAUUGAAACGAGUUCAUAUAAUUUUAAUUGAGAAUCUGGGAAAAACUCAUAAAGAAAAACUGGAAUUUUUACAAUCGUUCAAAAACGACUUAUCGAAAACAAUUCGUUCGAUGAUUCCAGAAGUUAUUAAUCGAAAUGCUGAUUCCCGUGCUCGAAAAAAACGAGGUUCAAGUUGGGAUGAGCAUGACAGUCAUAUUGGUUUCCCAUCUCUUGAAGGAGCUCUCUUAGCUAUAUCGUUUUUAACAUUCGCAAUUUAUUUAAUCCGCCUAAUUAUGAUGCUGAUGAAGAAUUUUGGCAAUAAUACUACUGGUAGCACGAUACUUAUCAACAGAAAUAAGAGAUUCAUCACAGAAUUAACCGAAGAAGCCGCUAGAAUUCAUGGUUAUCUGCAUGAAUUUGACUCUCGUUUUCAAUCGAGAAGAGAUCGUUAAAAACAAUUUUUUUUAUUUGGACAAUUUCAU
This is a messenger RNA of Cotesia glomerata, 1209 nucleotides long. RefSeq lists its product as uncharacterized. The record is from RefSeq and is a predicted model, not a curated record. Lineage: Eukaryota; Metazoa; Arthropoda; Insecta; Hymenoptera; Braconidae. Bases 208 to 1179 code for a protein of 323 amino acids. The transcript is spliced from 3 exons.